AGAAAGAGAAAUGUGCCAAAAUGACGCAGAGUAAAGUCAUCAAUCAAGCCAAUCCAGGUGUUGAUAAUUAGCGCGUGCCCACGUGACACCACUUCACAGAAGAAGCGACAAAGCAAGAAAAGUGGAUGAAUUCUCAGAUGGAGUAUGCGAUGAAGUCCCUCAGCCUUCUGGCUCCAUCUUCCCUCUCUAAGUGUGUGACAGCUAGCGCAUCCAUGACCCAGCAGCUUCUGGUUGGUCGAGGUCCCCGCCCAAAGCCCUUCAGAGUCACGAAUGCCGACCGCAGCGCGAAGAAAGGAAUCAUGGCCGACACGUUGGAGGACCUGAUGAACAAGGCCAGCAACUCGUUCAGUGUGCCAUGUAUUAGCGCUCUGCUUCUUGAUGAAGACGGCACAGGAGUGGACACAGAGGACUUCUUCCAGACCCUGCCUGAAAAUGCCGUCCUCAUGGUGCUGGAGAAGGGCCAGACUUGGACCCCAAAUACUAAUAUCUUCUCCAGACAUCAGCUUAGUGAGAGCAGCCAGCAGCACCGGACAGACGUGGCCAAACUUACUUUUGACCUCUACAAGAACAACCCCAAUGAUUUCAUCGGCUGCCUGAACGUGAAAGCAACGCUGUACGGAGCAUAUUCUCUGUCCUAUGACCUGCACUGUUACGCAGCAAAAAAGAUGCUAAAGGAGGCUCUGCGAUGGACCAUCUUCUCCAUGCAGGCUACAGGCCACAUCCUGCUGGGUUCCUCCUGCUACAUUGAGCAGCUGCUGGAGGAGGAGGAGGAGCGAGCAGAGAAGAGCCUUGCACUGCCACAGGAGAGCAGGAUCAGGCAGCUGCAGGGGAUGCUGCUGGGAAAGAUGGCCCACUGAUGAUGGACGAGAGCUUACAAGAGUGCAGAAAACACAUCCAUUCUAGGGUAGACGCUGUGUAGGUGAAACAGGUGAUCUCUGCCUGUUCAUGCUCUCUGUGCAGUUCUCAGACAUUCAAACUCUUAAGUCUCUUCUGUUACAUUUAAUUGCCCCUUAUGUACAUAUUUUUUUCUCAGAAAGCACUUUAACUCACCACUGUGUGACUUUAUCCUCUAAAGCUCAAUGAAUAAAACUGGCACUUUUUA
Cheilinus undulatus (humphead wrasse) is the source of this 1102-nucleotide messenger RNA. RefSeq names its product cell death activator CIDE-3-like. The record is from RefSeq and is a predicted model, not a curated record. Bases 126 to 857 code for a protein of 243 amino acids. Gene Ontology annotation, biological process: regulation of apoptotic process; apoptotic process. Lineage: Eukaryota; Metazoa; Chordata; Actinopteri; Labriformes; Labridae. The transcript has 6 exons.